CUGCCGCUACUGAUUCUCCUAAUACUACUAAUACAACUACUGCCGCUACUGAUCCUCCUAAUACUACUAAUACAACUAUUAACGCUACUGAUCCUCCUAAUACUACUAAUACAACUACUGCCGCUACUGAUCCUCCUAAUACUACUAAUACUACUACUGCCGCUACUGAUCCUCCUAAUACUACUAAUACAACUACUGCCGCUACUGAUCCUCCUAAUACUACUAAUACAACUACUGCCGCUACCGAUCCUCCUAAUACUACUAAUACAACGACUGCCGCUACUGAUCCUCCUAAUACUACUAAUACAACUACUGCCGCUACUGAUCCUCCUAAUACUACUAAUACAACUACUGCCGCUACUGAUCCUCCUAAUACUACUAAUACUACUACUGCCGCUACUGAUCCUCCUAAUACUACUAAUACAACUACUGCCGCUACUGAUCCUCCUAAUACUACUAAUACUACUACUGCCGCUACUGAUCCUCCUAAUACUACUAAUACAACUACUGCCGCUACUGAUCCUCCUAAUACUACUAAUACAACUACUGCCGCUACCGAUCCUCCUAAUACUACUAAUACAACGACUGCCGCUACCGAUCCUCCUAAUACUACUAAUACAACGACUGCCGCUACUGAUCCUCCUAAUACUACUAAUACAACUACUGCCGCUACUGAUCCUCCUAAUACUACUAAUACAACUACUACCGCUACUGAUCCUCCUAAUACUACUAAUACAACUACUACCGCUACUGAUCCUCCUAAUACUACUAAUACAACUAUUAACGCUACUGAUCCUCCUAAUACUAUUACUCCUCCUCCUCCCACGACUAUUCUUACAACUCCUCAUCCUACCACCACUACUCAUCCUACUACUACUACUACUCAUCCUACUACUACCACUACUCAUCCUACUACUACUACUACUACUACCACUACUCAUCCUACUACUACUACUACUACUACUACCACUACUCAUCCUACUACUACUACUACCACCCCCCCCACUACCACUCCUCUGGUUUGUAAAAACGGUGGGAUAUCACUGAAUGGUGUCUGUAUCUGUCCUGAUGAAUGGACCGGAGCAACAUGCUCAGUAGGAAAUUUCUGUGAAGCAGAUAAGCUCAAUGAACACCUGUUCCCGCGCACACCCAUCGGCUGGUUUGCAUAUUCUGAGCAAAAAUGUCCCAAAGGAACAAGUGGUGCUGGUAAACCACGGGCUUCGACUAGAUGUUCCAUGAAGAACGGAACACUGAGUUUCGACCGUCCACCACAGGUGCUCCAGUGUGACCAGACGCUCAGUGACAUACAACAAAAUCUUACUAGUCCAGCUGAUUUAGAGAUGCUGGCGAGCAGCACUCAAAUUCUGACCUCCAACCCCGAAGAGCUAACGGCAGAAAAUGUUACAACUGCAGCUCAGAUUGCCAACACACUGCUGCUGUCUCCAAACGCCACAGAGACUGUCAGGGUGGCAGCAGUAGCUACAGUCAGCCAGCUGCUGAAUGCCAGCACGCCGGACGAUAGCCAGGAAAACAACGCUACUCUGGGCCUUACGGUGACCCUGGACCAGCUCUCUGUGAACCUCAGCCAAAGUCUCAACACGUCUCAGAGUCAAGUAGUCCAACCAAACCUGGUGGUCCAGUCGGCACAAAUCCCUGCUGCAGACACUCAGGGAGUCCAGUUCACCUCUCUCUCAGGAACGUCUGGCAGUUUUGUUGCUGACCGAAUUCAGCUGAACACCAACGUGUCAACAGUUGUGGUGGAAAACGGGUUCGUAGCCGACGCCCUCAUAUACAUAAGAUUCACACCAGAGGCUGUCAGUGGCCGUCAGAAGCCAUCAAACGUCUCGCUGGGUUUCGUCCUCUACCAGAACGACCGUUUCUUCAGGUCGAGGCGGUAUAGAAGGGGACGGGCCACCAUCAGGGUCCUGUCGGCCAGCGUUAGAGGUCAGGAGCGCAGCGUGGUGCCGCAACACGUGGAGAUGCUGUUCAGACCAACGAUGAUGAAUGGGACGUCUCUGUACGACUUCGCCUGUGUCUUCUGGGACUACAGUCUGCAGGACUGGAGCACUGACGGCUGCUCUAAAGGGAACGCUUCAGACGGAGUCCUGAGAUGUUUCUGCAACCACACCACCAACUUCGCUGCUCUCUGGUCCUUCAGAGAGAAAUAUCAAUAUGCAGAAGCACUGGAUGUGAUUUCUAUCGUUGGGCUUUCUUUUUCCAUUCUGGGUUUGGUUGUAACGAUCAUUCACCACAUUAAAGUGAACUUUCAGAAAAACUCUCGUGGGGUGCAGAACAACAAGGACUCCAAAAUCGCUCUGCUGUGCAUCUACCUGAGCCUGCUGGCCUUCAUCAUCACCUUCCUCUCUGGCGUUGGAAACUCAAGCACACAGAACAACGCUCAGGUGCAGGUCAACAGUCAGACCAACGUUAUCCCAGGGUCUGAUGAGCACGUGGAGCCGGACCAAGGCUCGUGCUCGGCGGUGGCGGUUCUGCUGCAGUUCUUCCUGUUAGCCACCUUCAUGUGGAACAGCGUGUACGGCACUCAGCUGGUGCUGCUGGUCCGGACGUUGCGCCGCAGUCUUCCUCCACACUGGACUAAACUCAGCCUCGCUGUGGGAUGGGGUGUCCCAGUAGUCGGAACAGCAAUCACACUGGGAGCCACCUACAGGGUUGACAAUCCUCUGGGAUACAGGCAGGAGGAAUUCUGCUGGCUCGCAGCUCUGGAUAAGGCCAAACGGUUCGACUUUGGGAAGCCGAUGUUUUGGGGUUUCCUGCUUCCAGUUGGUCUGAUUCUGAUCUACAACAUCGUACUGCUGGUUCUGGCCUCUCUGAUCACGUGCAGGACAGACCCCAAUCUGAAAAGCAACAACCGUCGGUCCUUGUGGAAGAAGUCCUCAUCAGCUUUUCUCUGUCGGUCUUACUGGGUCUGUCUUGGACUCUGGGGUACCUGGUGCUCGUCACUACAGGACACACCCACCUGGUCUUCAGCAUCGUCUUCUGCCUCUGUACAACAACACAGGGGUUUCAGAUCUUCAUCCUCUUCACGGCCAGAACACAGAGCUUCAGAGCCACCGUGUUGCGGUCUGCUCAGUACUUCUCAUCUGUCAGCAUCCAGCUCAACUACACAAAGUACAGUCUGUGGAAGAACUUAUGGAAGACGGCCAACUCCGAGUCCUACAGAGACCUGAGAAAC
Molecule: messenger RNA, 3193 nt
Organism: Micropterus salmoides (largemouth bass)
Lineage: Eukaryota; Metazoa; Chordata; Actinopteri; Centrarchiformes; Centrarchidae
Product: adhesion G-protein coupled receptor G7-like
Exons: 15
Coding region: 1236-3188 (650 amino acids)
Biological process (GO): cell surface receptor signaling pathway; G protein-coupled receptor signaling pathway
Cellular component (GO): membrane
Molecular function (GO): G protein-coupled receptor activity
Source: RefSeq, a predicted model, not a curated record